Messenger RNA from Podospora anserina S mat+, 1239 nucleotides. RefSeq lists its product as uncharacterized. The record is from RefSeq and is a predicted model, not a curated record. NCBI's taxonomy places the organism in Eukaryota, Fungi, Ascomycota, Sordariomycetes, Sordariales, Podosporaceae. Gene Ontology annotation, cellular component: fungal-type vacuole. The transcript is spliced from 4 exons. Bases 1 to 1239 code for a protein of 412 amino acids. Gene Ontology annotation, molecular function: aspartic-type endopeptidase activity. Gene Ontology annotation, biological process: proteolysis.
AUGAAAUCCUCUCUUCUCGCAUUCCUCGCAGUGGGCGUCGCGCACUCGGCCGGCCGGCUGCUCCACGCUACUCGACAUGGACUUGUACCAGAUACUGUCACGUCCAAUGUCAUCCCCAUGCGCAAGCACAUUGUGCCUUCUUCCGAACACCGCUCCAGUGUCGUGAAACCCGUCUACCGCAGGACAGCAGACGUGAACCACCCGGCCAACUUGACCAACGUGCACGAUGUCUAUUACAUCGUCGAUAUCGUUGUUGGGAACCAGACUCUCGCUGUCAGUGUUGACACAGGAUCAAGCGACACAUGGUUUGUGUCGGACUAUUUUGAGUGCGUCAGGUUCUGGUGGCAGGGUCCAGAAUAUAAACCAAACUGUGGACUAGCAGACGGCUUUACGGGCAACCUGUCGGGCGGAGUCCUGGACAACCCACCAUUUGUCCGAUCCUACAUGGAUACCACGUUUGUGUCGGGCUAUUACGGGUUCGAAGAUGUCACUGUUGGAUCAAUCACAGCCAAAAACCAACGCGUUGGAGUCGUCAAUUACACGUUUUGGGCGGGCGAUGGCCUUACCUCGGCAUUGCGCUCUCCAGGGAGAGUGGGAACCAGGGCGAGGCCGGAUGGGGAGGUCAGGACGCCAGAAGGGUCCUACUUGGCACUAGGUGGUCUGCCACCCGUGGAGGUGGAUGAGGAGAGCUGGGCGAGGACAAAGAUUCACGGUGUUGACGCUAUCCCCGAGUGGAUGUUUGAGCAAUCAGACCUGGGUUUAUACAUUAUUAAGCCCGACUCGUGGGUGUACGGACGCGAAACGGAGGAUGUCACGCCGGCUGAGGCAGAUCAGGGCGCUGUCACGACACAUGGGCUGACGACAAACACUACCCAGUUUCCCGUUCUGAUUGACGUGGGGGCUACACUCAGCUUGCUUCCUAAGGGUCUGGUUCAGAAGCUGUACGCGGCGUUCGAUCCUCCCGCCAAAUACCUGAGCACCAACGGCCUGUUCUUUGCCCUGUGCAAUGCCACCAUCCCCAAAUUCGGUGUCAACAUUGGCGAAAACACUUUCUACUUUGCGCCUGAGGACCUGCUGCGUCAGACGGCUCGUGAUCCAUCUGGGGAAUAUUGUCGAAUUGGGGUCACGGACGUGAAUGGGGGCCCCUAUGUCUUGGGCGUGUCAUUCUUGUCAAGCGUGGUCGCCGUUUUUGACAUUGAAAAUACCGAGAUGAGGUUUGCUUCAAGGACAAAGUAUUGA